Molecule: messenger RNA, 1006 nt
Organism: Ciona intestinalis (vase tunicate)
Lineage: Eukaryota; Metazoa; Chordata; Ascidiacea; Phlebobranchia; Cionidae
Source: RefSeq, a predicted model, not a curated record
AUUUGCUUGAUUUGCUUGAUUUUUUUCAUUUUCCAAACAUCGUCCGUACGGGUAAUCCCCAGGUUUCACCACAGCUAGAUGGGUUUCUGUACGUCUGGUGGCGUUUUGUAGUUUUUGUAUUCGCCACUCACAUUUGUUACUUUGCGUUGGACAAAAUAAAAUGAAGCCAGAAGAUCUUCCGCUCUACAAAUCUCCGAUUGAGGUAACUAGGAUCGAAAAGCCCGAAAGUAAAUUGCCUAUGGAAACGCAAGUAGCACAGGCAAGAGAGUUCAUCACAGAGUACAGUGUGCCUGUGGUAAAAGCGUUAAACACCACAAGUACAUUUGUUUCCAAUGGUGUUGGCAGAGUAACUACACAAUAUGAUUCAAUUAAUGAUAAACCAGCAUUGCUUCAAAAGUCUGCCUUUAUAGGAGGUUCUUUUGCCAGUGGAUGGCUGCUUAACUCUUUACUGUUUCCUAAAUCUGGAAGGAUACGUCGAAUUUUAACACCGGUCACAUGUGCUGCCAUAACAGCUUCAAUAUGCUACCCUGACCAAACAACCCAACUUUUAAAUGAUGCAAGGUACAAUAUAAAGAAACAAGCUUGUUUUAUCUACAGAAAGUUUAAAGGGACGCCUCCAGAAUCAUGCACCAAGCAAUUAGAAGUUAAAAAUGAAGAGAAUUAAGUGCGUGCUGUAACAGUGUUACUUUAAAGGUUAUAGACAUAUUAUCUUUUUGUAAUGUGGCUAAAUCAAGGUUUGGUUAUGAAAUAUAGUUGUCAAUACUGUGUAUUAAAUAAUAUAUAUUAUCAUAUGGAGUAACUAUAUAGGUCAGAGGAAUAAUUGCAUAGCUAUUAGUGUUGUACAGUUACAGGUUUAUGUGGUUUCUAGGUUACACUAAAUACUUUACUACUUACGGACCACAGUUCCUAGGGUUAAAAUAUUACUUGCUUUUUUAUUCUACAGUUUGUAAGUAAUGCAGUGGCAUAAAUUUAUGCCCUUUUAAACGUCUCUGAAGAAAUAAAAUGC